Messenger RNA from Anneissia japonica, 3223 nucleotides. Its product is annotated as death-associated protein kinase 1-like. The record is from RefSeq and is a predicted model, not a curated record. The transcript has 2 exons. Lineage: Eukaryota; Metazoa; Echinodermata; Crinoidea; Comatulida; Comatulidae. Bases 1 to 1305 code for a protein of 434 amino acids.
AUGUGUAUAAGAGACAGCCUAACAUGGUCUGCAUACAAGAAUAAUGUGCGAGAAAUAGAUCCACGAGUUGAAGAUAGCUUCCUGCAGAAGGCUACUGAAUUCCUGGUAGAUUGUGGAGAGAUAUACCUUGCUAGACUAGCAAAUGAUGAUAUCAUGGUUGUGCUGAAACCUGACUGGUUAUGUUCAAACAUUUUUGGUCCAGCUUUUGCAAAUGAUACCAUGUUUGUGAAGGAUAGGAGUUUUUCACGUCUUGGACACAAGUCUGUCUACACUGUAACAGAACUCAACAAGCAUUUCCAGAAAGUCACAGAUGUACAGUUAUUACUGCAGCUGCUGCAGCAUCUUGGGCUGGGUUAUGCAUUCAACUGUGAGAAAUUUGUGAUUCCAAGCCUGCUUCCCAAUGAUAUGCCGCCAUGGGAUAAAAGUCCAGUUUUCACCGAGUACUAUGGACAACGAGUGAAAUGUUCUGGAGAUGUUGACAUCUUUGCUGCUGGUUUCUUUCCAGGUCUUCAGGUUUGUCUGAUGCAAGAGUUUGCCAUUGAAGCUAAUUUGUCAAGAGUGUCAAGGUACGCAGUCAAAUUUACGUCAGGUGCUGAAGGAAUGGUGCUGUUAACCGUUGAACGACAUGCAGUUGAUAUCAUUGUUCGCGGCAAGGGACAACAACAAAGAGGGCAGUGUUUUCAACUCCUAACAAAAGUGCUAAAAUUAACUUACAUUGAACUUCAGAAGAGAUCACCAGGAACAUGUGUGGUUACAGAGUACCUGAGUCCUCAUGACCUCAGGAACCACAUGAUGCCAAGUGAUGUAUACUCAUACACAGAAGAAGCCUUGAUGCUUGCCGAACAAACUGAUGGUUUACUUGUUAAUAAAUAUUCAGUUUGUCAGGAGAAAGUCUCAGAGACGCUCUGCUCUGGCCAUGAUCCAAAAUUCUUAAUUAUACUAAAGUGGAACUGUGAUGUAAAAUGGAUGCUUGAGACUGUCAAAGAGAAGCUUGUUGAUUUAUUAGAACCAGUAUCCUGUAUUGGGCUAGAUCAUCGUGCACUUGCACAAGCUUUCAAGAUAUGUGAGCAGCAUGUUCUACGUUUACAAGCCACACACCAUUGUAUGCAGGCAAGGACUAUGAGUGUUACAGCAACCUUACUGGAAAAGUGGUCUGAAGGCAAACACGUAAGCACGUUUGGAGAACUUCACAAAAUCUUUAAGGAUCUUGGAAGAAUAACUGGUCUUUGUGAUUGGGGGAGAGAAGAUGCAGUGACAGUCCUUGAGGAAAUGUUUUUAACACUUGAUGUUUUUGAUGCAGUGUAGACAGGGGCUACCCUCUACUGCACCGCACUAUUAACUAAUAUCAUCUAACACAUUACUAUGGUGAACAUGGACAUUUGUCGAGUUUGAGUUAUGAUACUAGCAGGUAUGGGAGACCUCAAAUACGUAUAAAAAUACACAGUGCAAAGUAGAAGAUAGGAUUGGUUUGGGACUGAGAAAUUUUUACCCCAUUCUCUUUACUAACAGAAUUGUCAAUGAUGGACAAAAAAUGAGUUUUAUCCACAGAGUUUUUGCAUUUUGAUUACAUCUUUCCAAAUUCAACACACUUUUCAGUGUAUUAAUAUAAAUGCAAUAGUUGCAAUAUUUGUUUAUUUUAAACUUUUAUAUUAUUAUAAAUAAUUACUGUGUAUUGUAAUUGCUAUAUUUAUUUGUAUUAUCACAGUAUCUUUAAUAUCAUAAUACAGUAAUUACUAAAUUGCCAGAUCGGUAAAAGAGAAAGAACAUGACAAAGAUUAUGGUUUGUGACAUAUACAAUAUUUAGUGUUAAUUAGUAACAAGAUUUUGAAAAAAAAUUCUUUACUGUGUAAAAGAUUAUUAUAUUGAAGCAGAAAAAUCCUCUAAUUGUCCACAUGACGCAGACGUGGACAAAAACCUGCUGAAUAGGCCAACACCUUGGAUAUUUAAACUGUAGUGCCAAGCCCAUUUGUUUUUUUUUCUAACUUCAGUUUUUCUUAUUAAUUACCUUGAAAUUAUUAAUGUCUUCACAAUCAUGACAUACUGACAUAUAUAUUGUACAUUUUGAUAUUUCUAAUUGUAAAAUUAAAGGUAACACAAUAAUGAUGAAGAUGGCGAAUGUGAUAAUAGCUAUGACGAAAAAAAAUGACGACGAUAGUACUAUAAAUGUGAUGAAUAGGGCUAUAGCAAUAUGUAAAUAUAAAUGAAUGGUUUAUAAGCUUUACAGGGUCCGAUUUUAUUUCAUAAGAAUAUUGAAUAGUGCAUUAAAUUUGUAUAAAUAAUAAUGGACUGUAAACUGAAUUGUAUUCAAAAGUGGAUAUAAUGCAAAAUAUACAAUAUGAUCCAAAGUAAAUCGUUGAUUUUUGGAUUAUCAAACAUCAACCAAAACUCAGGAUUUUAAAAAUGGAGUAAAAAUCAAUAUCUGAAUUCUUUACUUUAAUUAAAGUAAAAUUCUGAAUACAUUUGUAAUUGAGUCUGUACCCAAUAAUUUCUGAAAUACAUUAUAGUAUCAUCAUUAUCAUCAUCAUCUGUAUAAGUCACUGAUGGAUGUCUCUCUUAAUAAGUAGUUAUUUGCUCUCAGUUUAAGGAUUUCAAUCAGAAUUAAAUUAACAGAUGCAUAAAUAAUACUAUUCCAGUUGAAAGUGGGGAUUGUGUGAUAUAAGAAAGUUGGCAUGCAUGAUCGCACUGUUUCUUGAACUUGACCAAAAAAUUUGCUGAAUUAGCUUUUAUAACAAUUUUAUAGGAAUUUCCAUAUUUAUUUGAAUAAAAAGAAACAAAGUAUAGAAAAUAUAUUUAAUUAGUGUUGUCUAUUGGAAAAAUAAAUAUUUAGGUGCAGGUAUAUGUAUUAUUUUCUGUUUAAUCAGAAAAAAUGUGUAAUUAUGUGUACUUGAAAAGUAUUUUUGUCAAUAAAAUUUAUUUUAUAACAGCUCUUUUGAGCAGCUUCAUUGUUCAAGCAAACACUGUAGUGUAUCAGGCCUAAUUUAUUUUAGUUUUUUGAGCAAAAUACUGCUCUUUAAUGGGGCUGACACAUCAUUAUUUAAAAUAACCAAAUGAAUAUGUAUGAACUUGACAUGAAGUGCUAAGGACCUAAUUAGUAUAUUAGAAGAUAUACAAAAAACACAUUGUUCUUGAUAUUGUAUCUGGAAAUGAGACAAAUCACGCUUUGGAUCUAUACAUUUGUUACAAGAAAUAACUACAAUAUAUAGAAAUUGCAGUGAAAAUGCUA